Molecule: messenger RNA, 2703 nt
Organism: Panicum virgatum (switchgrass)
Lineage: Eukaryota; Viridiplantae; Streptophyta; Magnoliopsida; Poales; Poaceae
Product: disease resistance protein RPM1-like
Exons: 2
Coding region: 872-2341 (489 amino acids)
Source: RefSeq, a predicted model, not a curated record
CUACGCUGGGAGUACCGACCAUCAUGCCAGAUCGACCCAUCAAACUUCGUGUUUUGCAAGGGAAGAUGAUCUAGUGGGUAUUGAAGGUAAUGCAACCAAGCUCAAGGGGUGGCUAGUUGAUGAUUUGGAAGAAAGGAAGACGAAAAUCACCACAGUUUGGGGGAUGGGUGGAGUUGGAAAAACUACUUUAGUUGAUCAUGUCUAUAAGAUUGUGAAAGUGGAGUUUGACGCUGCUGCAUGGGUAACUGUGUCCAAGAGUUACCAAGUCGAGGAUUUGGCAAAGAAGAUUGCUAGAGAGUUCAGCAUCUCAAUUGAUUCCAGCAAUAUGGAUAUGAGAAGAGUAGUUGAUGUCAUUCGUAACCAUCUUGAAGGUAAAAGGUUUAUCUUGGUUUUGGAUGAUGUUUGGGAACAAGAUCUGUGCAUUAAUAAUAUCAUGGAAAUCUUUCCAACUAACUGUAUCAGCCGAUUUGUCCUCACAUCUAGGAACUUUGAGGUUGCGUCAUUGGCAACUAGUAACUGCACAAUUGAGCUGGAACCAUUGGGAGAAAAUCAGUCUUGGAACUUAUUCUGCAAAGUAGCUUUCCGGAAUAAUGAUGGCAAAAGGUGCCCAUCAGAGUUACUUGAUUUAGCGUUAAAGUUCUUAUAAAAGUGCGAAGGGUUGCCUAUUGCCAUUGCAUGCAUAGGCCGUGUACUGUCUUCCAGACCCCCAACAUACCUUAGAUGGGAAACUGUGUAUAAGGAGCUAGAAUGGCAUUCGUCUAAGAAUGGGAUCCAGAAUAUUGACAACAUUCUGAAAUUCAGCUUGGAGGAUCUUCCAUAUGAAUUGAAGAAUUGCUUCUUACAUUGUGCAAUAUUUCCGGAGGACUAUGUAAUGACGAGGAGGAGGUUAAUUAGGCACUGGAUUACUUCUGGAUUCAUCAAGAAAAAGGACAACGAAACACUAGAACAAGUGGCAGAGGGCUACCUGAUUGAUCUUGUAAACCGAAGCCUACUACAAGUUGUGAGGAAGAAUGAGUCUGGGAGAGUGAAACGUUGCCGAAUGCAUGAUGUUAUCCGCCGUCUCGCCAUUGAAAAAGCCGCGAAAGAACGCUUCGGUGUAGUCUACGAGGGACAUGGGACACUUGAGGUACAUGGAACACGUAGACUGUCAAUACAGAGCACCGAUAUUGCACUAAUAAAUCAGCCUGGUGCUCGACAUCUCCGUGCAGUAUAUGUUUUUAUGAGUUCUGUUGAUAUUGUUUCAUUGAAGCCUAUCCUUACAUCUUCGAUUUUAUUGUCAACAUUGGAUCUGCAAGGUACUGAAAUCAAGGUGCUGCCUAAUGAGGUAUUCAACUUGCUUAAUCUGCGUUUCUUGGGUCUUCGGGAUACCAGAAUUGAGAUUCUACCAGAGGCCAUUGGGAGGUUACAAAACUUAGAAAUACUAGACACAGCGCAUUCUUGUUUGCUAUCUUUACCAAAGGAUGUAGCAAAAGUAAACAAGCUUAGGUACCUAUAUGCGACUGUAGAGGUCACUGAAGGAUGUAUUAUCCUUCGGCGUGGAGUUAAGGUACCUGGGGGCAUAAGGAACUUGACAGGACUGCAUGUUCUGCAGAAUAUUAAAGCUAGCUCAGAGACUCUACAUGACAUUGCAGCUUUGACUGAGUUACGAAAAUUAGGAGUUGACGGUUUAACAAGUGAGCACUCGUUAAGCUUGCGUAAUGCUCUCCUGAACAUGAAGAAUCUUGUCAGUCUGGUAAUGAAAACAUCAAACGAAAAUGAAGUUUUGCCAUUGGAAGAACUCUGUUUACCAGAAACUCUUUCUAAACUUGCUCUGACAGGGCAGCUGGAAAAGGAACGGAUGCCUCGUAUUCUCUCAUCCUGGUUGCAUCCCAACAACCUCACUGAUCUGCAUCUUACGUUCUCCAAGCUUGAUGGAAAAUCAUUUUCUAACCUCAUGGUGUUGCAGAAUUUAUGCUUCCUUACCCUUUUUAAGGCUUAUGAUGGAAGGACGCUAUGCUUCUCUAGGCAGUCAUUUCCUAGACUGAGAUUCCUAAAAAUAUUGGAUGCUCCGCACCUCAACCAAGUUGAAAUAGAAGAAGAUGCACUGGGAAGCCUUGUUACCCUAAAGUUUUCAGAGUGCCCAGAAAUGAAGCGCCUCCCUCAGGGCAUUGAGCACCUCAGGGCCCUUGAUAAUAUAUAUUUGCAAAAUACUGUAUAUGAGCUUAUAGAGAUGCUCAGGAAGGAACAUGAAACUGCUGAAUGCAAGCAAGAACUUAUGAAGAUUGGCCACAUUAGAAGGGUUAUCAUUGUGUCAACUGAGAAAAACUUUUGGCGAAGAAUCAUUUUCAGAGGGAAUGAAUGAGCUGUCUAAAGGCUUGUAUGCUAGCUGCUACACCCAAAGUCAACGUACAAGGUUGCUGCUGCCUCUGUUGCGCUGCGUUGGUGGUUCAGUUCAGUACUCAGUGGUCACUGGUCAGGGAACAUGCAUUGAGCUACUGAGCAAGGAGGCAUAGGCCGUUUACUUAAGCAAAUUAGUUUGAAAAUUAAGCGCUAACAAUGUUCUAAUUUAUGUGAUCCACGCCAUUUACGCUUGGCAUUGAUCUGAACAUAAAAGGCUGUGCCUGGUGCAGAGAACAAACAGUGCUUUGCUUUGGAUUUGUGUUUAGUCAGUGGUCGGAAUGGAUUAUAUUGGCAGAUUGGCUUGAUGUCCAUGGGUGAGGCAUC